AUGCCUCGAAAUUAUCUGAGGAAAGCUCCGGAUAGAUGCAUCGUCACAGAUGAGCAACUGGAAGCCGCCAAAUUAUUAAUUUCAAAGGGUGCCAGUAAAAGAAAAGCUGCAUCUCAAGUUGGACUUAAGGAAAGUACUCUGCGAAAACGUUUAAAAGCUGGGAAGACAGCAACCAGCAUGGGAAGAUUUUCUUUGACUUUCACCAAGGAGCAAGAGACUGAUAUAUACAAUUAUAUUAAACAAAGUGAUGAUCUUUAUUAUGGUCUCACUAUACAGAACCUCCAGAAGUUGAUUUAUGAGUAUGCUGAAGUAAAUAAAGUAACUCAUAGAUUCAACAUAUCCACAAAAUUAGCUGGCCGAGACUGGGUAUAUGGAUUUCUCAAAAGGUUCCCUCAAUUGAAAUUGCGACAGCCAGUCCCAACUAGUAUUGCCAGAGCCAUGGGAUUCAACGAAACUCAAGUUACAACAUUUUAUAAUAACUUGCAGAGCCUCUACAACAAAUACAAAUUUGUACCCAGCCGAAUAUAUAAUAUGGAUGAAAGUGGAGUGAAUACUGUGCCAAAGAAAAUUCCAAAAGUAAUAUCGGUGAAAGGAAAAAAGCUGGUGGGAAAAAUCGUUUCUGCUGAAAGAGGCCAAACGAUUACACUAGUUUGCGCAAUGAGUGCAACUGGAAACUAUGUUCCUCCGGCAUUUAUUUUUCCCCGGAAGAGAAUGAAAGGUUAUUUGCUUAAUAAUGCACCUGAAGGUAGUAUUGGAAUGGUUUCUGAUUCAGGAUUCAUAAAUACGGGUCUGUUUCUAGAAUACCUACACCAUUUCAAAGACAAUGUUCAGCCAACCAAAGAUAACCCCGUCUUGUUAAUUUUAGACAACCAUAGCAGCCACAUCUCACUGAAUGCUAUACUGUAUUGUCGUGAUAAUGGUAUUCACAUGCUUACUCUCCCACCUCAUAGUAGCCACAAGAUGCAGCCUUUAGAUCGUGGGUUUUUUGGGCCUCUGAAAACGAAAUUCGCUUACGCAUGUGAUAAAUGGCUAAGCCACCAUCCAGGCCGCGUGAUUGGACAAACAGAAAUCGCUCAAUUGGUGAAUGAGGCUUUUCAAAAAGCAGCUUCGCUUAGCAAUGCGGUUUCAGGUUUCAAAGUUUCUGGAAUCUGGCCAAUAGACACAGACAUUUUUUCGGAAGAAGAUUUCGCGGCAGCGUCUGUAACUGACAUGAUUCCUACACAACAUGUAGAAGAGGUGUUGCCAACUAUAGCAGCACCUUUCCAAGAAGAUCCAUCAUGCGCAGAGCACUUGACAAACUUAGUAGCGUCCACCUCUUCUACACAUACAUUGACAUCAUUCAAUACUGACACGCAAACUCCACUAGACUUCUUAGAGAUCGCUCAAUCGUGUCCAGUGGCUAACACCAGUUCAGCCACCACUGCAUCUUCACCAACACCUGUAGCUUCAACCAGCAAAGAAUUCAUACCAUUGUCGUCUAUACAAGCACUACCGAAAGCUAUGUCACAAAAUCGACGACGAAAAGGCAAAAAGUCAAUAAUUGCUACUGAUAGUCCCUAUAAGUCUGAGUUAGAAGCUAAGAAAGAAGAGGAGGAAGAGAAAUUAGCCAAGAAGAAAAUUCGAUUAGAUUUAAAAGAAAGACUUAAAACUAAGAAAACUAGUACAAAAUCACCUGAGACUGCCAAAAAAAAGAAAGUUGUAAAUAAGACUCUUAAGAAACCAAAACAGGACGAAAAUGAGUAUUUCUGUCCCUUAUGUGGUGAAAAGUAUUCUGAUCCGCCGACUGAAGAUUGGGUUGAAUGUAGCCUUUGUGGAGCCUGGUGGCAUGAACAGUGCUCCAGCUCCGAACACGGCACUUUUAUUUGUGAUACAUGUACGACGAAGUAA
Molecule: messenger RNA, 1887 nt
Organism: Hyposmocoma kahamanoa
Lineage: Eukaryota; Metazoa; Arthropoda; Insecta; Lepidoptera; Cosmopterigidae
Exons: 1
Coding region: 1-1887 (628 amino acids)
Cellular component (GO): nucleus
Molecular function (GO): DNA binding
Source: RefSeq, a predicted model, not a curated record